Messenger RNA from Hemicordylus capensis (graceful crag lizard), 4400 nucleotides. It is a transcript of the gene GPR21, whose product is annotated as G protein-coupled receptor 21. Lineage: Eukaryota; Metazoa; Chordata; Lepidosauria; Squamata; Cordylidae. Gene Ontology annotation, biological process: G protein-coupled receptor signaling pathway. The record is from RefSeq and is a predicted model, not a curated record. Gene Ontology annotation, molecular function: peptide binding; G protein-coupled receptor activity. Gene Ontology annotation, cellular component: membrane. The coding region runs from base 388 to 1458 and encodes 356 amino acids. The transcript has a single exon.
CCACCCACCCCACCGCACAGGCUGGCCAGCCAGCCAGCCAGCCUCUAGCUAGAGCGGUCUCCUCCUCCUCCUCCUCCCGCCCCAUAUGUUUGUGGUGUGUGUGUGCUGAGGACUGCCAGAGAAAGAGCAGCAGCAGCAGGAGGGGGGAGGCCGCCACUGCCGCUUCUGCCGCCGCCGCCGCCGCCUCCUCCUCUGCCGCGGCUGCUGCUGCUGCUGCAGCAGUGCCCGAGCCAGCCUGCCAGGGGUGCCUCGGCGGCGCCUGCCGCAAUGCCCAGGAGCCCCCCGGAGCCGCCUCCUCCGGCACUGACAGCCCUGCACGUGCGGCAGCCACCACAAUGACAGCAGCCGGGCAGCCACCGGCCGCGUGAAGGGGCUCGCUGCCGCAAGAUGAACGCCUCCCUGGACGGCGGCGGCGGCAGCAACCGCAGCAGCAGCCGCCAGCCGUUCUGCCUGCUGGCCAGCGACUCCCCGGAGGGCCUGGACUUCUGCCUGCUGGAGGUGAUCGUCAUCGUCUUCCUCACCGCCCUGAUCAUCUCGGGUAACCUGGUGGUCAUCUGUGUCUCCCACUGCGCGCCGCUGCUCCACCACCACACCACCAGCUGCUUCAUCCAGACCAUGGCCUACGCCGACCUGCUGGUGGGCGUGAGCUGCCUGGUGCCCUCGCUCUCCCUGCUGCGCUACCGCCUGGCCCCGCUGCCGGAGGACCUGGUCUGCCAGGCCUUUGGCUACAUGGUCUCGGUGCUGAAGAGCGUCUCCAUGGCCUCGCUGGCCUGCAUCAGCCUGGACCGCUACCUGGCCAUCACCAGGCCGCUGACCUACAACAGCCUGGUCACCCCCUGGCGCCUCCGCCUCUGCAUCCUCCUCGUCUGGCUCUACCCGGCCGCCGUCUUCCUGCCCGCCUUCUUUGGCUGGGGCAAGCCCGGCUACCACGGGGACGUCUUCCAGUGGUGCGCCGACUCCUGGCCCACGCGGGCCGCCUUCACCCUCUUCAUCGUGGCCGUGCUCUACGCGCCGGCCGCCUUCGUGGUCUGCUUCACCUACGCCAGCAUCUUCCGCAUCUGCCAGCAGCACACCCGGGAGAUCAGCGAGCGGCAGGUGCGCUUCGGCUCCCGGGAGGGGGGGGCGGCCGAGGCCCCGCCCUGCCCGGACAAGCGCUACGCCAUGGUCCUCCUGCGCAUCACCAGCGUCUUCUACCUCCUCUGGCUGCCCUACAUCGUCUACUUCCUGCUGGAGAGCUCAGCCGUCUACCAGAGCCACAUGGCCUCCUUCCUGACCACCUGGCUGGCCAUCAGCAACAGCUUCUGCAACUGUGUCAUCUACAGCUUGUCCAACAGCGUCUUCCAGAAAGGGCUGAAGCGCCUCUCGGGCGCCGUCUGCGCCUCCUGCACCCGGCACCGGCCGGCCAAGGACUCCUCGGCCUCCAGGGGCAAAAGACCUUCCAGUGGGGGCCACGUCUAGUGGGGUGGAUUUGCUCCCGUUGCAAAAACGAGUUCGGAUUGUCCAGGUUUGCAAAAAAAAAACACCAAACAAAGCGGAGAGGAACUCCAAAGCUCACAACCUUCUCCCAGAAAUGCUGCUGAUUAAGGAGAAUCAGGAAUUCCCAUGAGCAUGUGUGGUGUCUGUUUGGCGUUUCACGUUGACAGUGUCCUCAGGGUGGGCGGGGGGGGGGUUGUUUCGUAGUGAUUCCAGGAUCUGUUUUUUAAGACAUGCAGCACGCUUCCUCCCUCUCCCUCUCCGCACUCCCACCUGGAGUGACCGGUCGCGGUGGGCGUCUGGAGAGCUCCCACUGAAAGACCCCCUUGAUUUCUUCCUCCCGGUGUUGGCGUUGCCCGAGCGCGCUUGGAAUGAUCUCUGCUUCGUGUGUCAGUGUGGGAAUGUAAAUGGUUUAGUGGCGUACUCCCGGAAUCCUUGUUUUUGUUUUUCAUUGGGGGCCCGUUGUGUUGUGCGUAUGCCCAAGCCUGCUUCCGGAUCUUGAGGCCUUCUCUCUUCUCCCUCGGGCUGGUUGGGAAGACUGGGGCGUUGGGUUUCGGCGUGCGGCAAACCCUCGAUGCAGCCCAUGGGAUCAGCACCAAUUUCCUCCCACCCCCGUCCCAUGUGCUCUUACAGUAGCUCUCCUGUGCGCCCCCCCCCCCCCAAUUAGGACACUUGUUUGUGAUUCUGGAGUGCAGUAUUUGCAUUUUUAAAAUUCUGUUUGUGUAGUAACGGGAUGACUUGGGAGCAGACCAAAUUUAGCAGUUGAAUAAAAUAUUUUUCUUUAAAAACAACAACAACAAAACCAACUCCAAUGGCACUCAAAAAAAAAAAAAAAGAGCAGAGAGAAUACUUUGUUCUUUCCCUCCGGUUGGAUUCGUGGCAGCAGCUUGAGGAGGGGGUGAAGCUGCAAAGGGCUUUUCCCUUCUUGAAAUGGGGGGGGGUGCCCUUCUUGCGGGAGGGAAUGAAUCAAAGCCGGAACUUUGGAUACCUGGCAGGCGAUCACGUGGUCCCGGGCAUAUUUAUGCAGAAGUAAACCCUUCUCCCCCCCCACCCCAGUCGCUGGGGAGGCGGGACCCGGAGAGGAGGACGAAGUGCACUGCACCCUGUCGAAAUGCACCGUGUCAACUAGGCCGCACAGCUUGGGUCCCCCAGCUGCAGUGGGCGGGGAUGAUGGGGUUUGUAGUCCAACAUCUGCAUGAGGACAAGGUUGAGGCUUAAUUUGUUGUUUUUUUUAAAUUAUAGGUAGCAGAACGGUUAAUGGCCUCCUGGAGCCAGCCCCAGUCUAUUCCGCCUCUGUGUUGCUUCUCACGGUGGCUUCCCAAGACACCCCCUGGGGGCCAUUGGUUGCCUAUGACGGCGGUGGCUGCUGGCCUCUCCGUUUUGGCCACGGGCCAAAGGCUUGUGAUGGGCCGCCUGUUUCUAAAGCCAGCCAGCUCCCCGCCAAAGAGGCCCGGGUUCCGGCAAACCUCCUGUGCAUAUGAACGAGCCAUCUCUGUGUGGCACCAUCCUUGUGGGAGAGGGACCCCCUUCGUCUUGCCCCCACCCUGGUUUGGGGGUCUGGUUCCGGCCAGGUGGGCCUGGCAGUGCUCCUGUGUGCUUGCUCUCCCUCUGGCUCACCCCUCUCCAGACAGCCUGCGUGUGUUUGCUCCCUGUCCCCAUCCGGCCUGAGAGCUGCAGGAUCCUGACCGGAACCCUCCCCAGGCCUGGCCCGAGAGGAGAUGCCUUGGCUGGCCUCAGGAGCCGCUCAGCCCCGGGGGGCCCCCUGCAAGGCCCACCACGGAGGAAUGGCUUGUUUGGGGACCCAUGGAAAGGCCAGCAAGUGGAGAACGGGCCUCUGCCUGCCCCACAGCUGGAUGUGAGGCCGGGGCGGGGGGGGGAGCUUGCUGCAGAGGAAGAGCAGGCUGCAGACGGAGACGGAGAGCCCUCCCCUGUCCCAGGCCUGGACUCCCAGCCCUCCGUGGAUGGCGUUUGGCCUUUUGUCCCCAACACGGCUUUGUUUGGGCCAUGUGGCUUUUGCAGAAGUCUCAGUGGAGCUGGGCAGCCCCGAGCCUGACACCCCACACAGGAGGCCUUUGGAAAAGGCCAGUUACAAAGCCUGCCCUGCGAGAGCGCAGGAGGACUCCGCCGCCGCCACUGUCUCCUCCUCCUCCAUGCGUGCCUUGCAACUGGGCAGGAGGGUGUCUGGGGCUCAGAGCAGUGGGGCCCUCUCUCUCGCACAGCCGUGUCGGAGGCGGGUGGUUCUGGGUAUUAGCUGGCGACAGCAAUCUGAGCUGGUCGCUCCAGAACAGGAGGGCAGUGCCCAAGAUGGGGCCGGAAGAAAAGGGAGGCCAGAAGGCCAACCCGUGCAAAGCAUUCAUGGGGGAGAGUCGCUGCUGGUAACCGAGGGACACUUCUUGGAGGGUCCCCGCGUGCUCCUCCAAGGCGUGGCCCCUCUUCCCCAGGGCAAGGAGGAGACCAGCGAUGACCCUGCGCUGGGGGAUGUGGAGGCCCCCUCUGGUUCCAGCCGCCCGUUUUUGCCUGCUGGUCUCCCGUCUCUUCCGAUUACUCAGGCGCUUUGUAAUAGCGAAAUCAAGACACUAGUUCUCAACAGAGUCGAUGGGUCCUUGGAGGUGCGGUGCUCUGACACUCUGGGGGGGGGGGGGUCCUGAAAUAGGCUGUGGUCUCGCUGCAUAAUUUGCCCGCAGUCUUGUCCAGUUCCCUUCAAUUUCAUUUCAGUCAUUGACCAGAAAAGAGAACCGAACCGAACCACAGUCUUGUCAGAGCUGGGCGAGAAUCCUGGGCAGAUCCGGCCCCAGGCUGAGCCUCUGCUCAGAUGGCAACCUCUGCAGCUUCUAUGUAAGCUGAUAUUACAGAAUUUUGACACGUCAAAUAAAAAAUGGGUGCCCGAUUUAACGGAAGGGGCCUUCUAGCCAAGGAGGCUUCUCACU